UCGAAAAAGUGCCAUCCCCAAUCAGCUGCCAGUUUAACGUCAAAACAAUCGAGUCUUUCGUAACGUAAAUCAAAAACACACGGGACUACAGUAGUCCCCAAAUUGCAGUGGCUGCGAAUGAUGUUGGGCAUUCGCUGCCUGCGCCAGUGCUAUGGUCUCCGUAACCCGCCAGUUCCGUGGACCCAGAAAAUCCAUGGCUCCACCCAUGCCCGCAGAGAUUAUGCGGCUCUGUGCCGAAUGAGAACCCAAGUAGUGGGUCACCAAAAGUACGGAUUUCGUUUGAGCCAUGGUAAAGGGGAGACGGAGGGUGGAACCCUGACUUUCAUACUGCUGCGAUGGACGAAAAUCGCGUGGAGCAACAUGUUCGGAAAGUAUCUGCUUGUGACGAACGUGAUGGGCUCCGGACUGCUGAUGGUCGUGGGCGAUGUGAUAGCCCAGGAGUAUGAGUACAGGCGGGGAUUGCGGCACCAGGAUCGCUUUGAUACGGAUCGCAUGUACAGGAUGUUUGUGGCUGGUGCGCUGCAGGGACCGCUGCACCACUACGUCUAUAACUGGAUGGACAGGGUAAUGCCCGCCCGUACCUUGAAGAAUAUCUUCAAGAAGAUCCUGAUUGACCAGCUGGUCAUGUCGCCCGCCUGCAUCAUCAUUUUCUUCUAUUCCCUUUGCUAUCUGGAGCGGCAAACGCUAGAGGCCACAAAUCAGGAGCUCAUCUCGAAGUUCCCGUAUGUGUACAUGCUGGAUUGGAUGACCUGGCCGGCGGCACAGUACCUAAACUUUCGCUAUCUAGACACCAAAUACCGGGUGACCUUCGUCAAUGUGUGCACGGCUGUUUACAAUGUGCUCAUGUCCUACAUGAAGCACGAUUUCGGGGUUCACUUGCCACUGGAGGGGGAGUUAGUUGAGUCUUCCGAGAAGACCUUAUUACCUCCAAGUUCAUAGACGAAUCCCAAAGCCCAGAAAGCUGUUUAAUACACGACGACCACCGCGGAAUAUGUGUGAUAGGAAUCCAAAUUAAAUAGUUAUUGUGCACACGAGUGUUAUUAUGUAAAAAAGAGGCUCUUAAAACCAAUAAAUAUGUAUAAAUAAUAUAAAUAUUUAGUACACGUCUGAUGCUAUAACAGAAAUGUUAAGGCAAAGAAAUUGCUAGUCGAUCAGUUAUAUUUAUUAUACUCAAAUUACCUUAAAAAUAAGUGUUAAUAUUAUUCUUAUGACUAAAUCGAAACAUAUCAAAUGCAACCAACCUUUAACUAUGUUAUCAGCUGAUAAAAUAAAUAUUUGUUUAAUUGAUAAGCAAAUUACAGUCUAGACUUUGUAUGUUCAAACGUGUGAACUAAAAUAUAGUAGUCAUACAUAUUAACAAGUGGAAAUCAAACACACAAGGUGUAAGAUAGUUGUAUACUUGCUGCUGUAAUAUUGAUAUUGUAUAAAUGUUCCCCCUCGGUAGUUUAAACUGCUCACUUAA
Drosophila yakuba is the source of this 1462-nucleotide messenger RNA. Its product is annotated as mpv17-like protein 2. The transcript has a single exon. Gene Ontology annotation, biological process: mitochondrial ribosome assembly. Bases 118 to 939 code for a protein of 273 amino acids. Gene Ontology annotation, cellular component: membrane; cytoplasm. NCBI's taxonomy places the organism in Eukaryota, Metazoa, Arthropoda, Insecta, Diptera, Drosophilidae. The record is from RefSeq and is a predicted model, not a curated record.